Molecule: messenger RNA, 426 nt
Organism: Rhizophagus irregularis DAOM 181602=DAOM 197198
Lineage: Eukaryota; Fungi; Glomeromycota; Glomeromycetes; Glomerales; Glomeraceae
Source: RefSeq, a predicted model, not a curated record
AUGGAAAAUAUUAAUUUUAAUAACGACAAUUCAUAUUUCAAACCAACGGCUGAAGAGCUUGCAAAAGUUCAACAAAGCUGCGUACCAUUAAAUACAACUAGGUGUACUGAAAAAUGGGUCAAUAUUUUGAAUUCUUGGCAAAAUCAUCAAAAUGUUGGUUAUAUGUAUACACUUGAAUCACUUUCUUCUAAUGAACAAAUUGAAAAGGAAAUGUGUGAAUUUUUAUAUGGUGUUAGAACAAAGAAAGGUGAUAAAUAUUCAAGAGCAUCACUUAAAAAUGCAGUUGCUUCAAUAAGUCGUCACCUUAAAAAUUCAAUACUAUAUUGGAACUAUAAUCUUUUAGACAAGAACAGUUUUCCAAAACUUUAUGCUACACUCGAUGGCAGAAAUGAAGAGACUAGGAAUAGGCGCUGCAAAACUACAUGA